AAUUCAUACCAAUUUCAACCCAAGAAGCUUUCGAUAAAGCUUCUGCCUUUAUUUUUAUUUUAUUUUUCCAAAUUUUGGCUCAUGCUCUCUGUAUACAUGAUGUAUGUCUCUGCUAUAAAAUACCUAUUUUUUGCUGUUAAACUAGAUCCCUGAUUUGAUUUAUGCAAUAACCGAUAUCGUUUUCCCCCUCCUUCAAUUUGCAACAAGAUAUCAUGUUUCGUGGGGAUUAUGUUAAUUUCCGUUGUCUAAUAAAAUCAGCAAAGGAUUGGUAGUAGCGUGAGAAUUAGAACUAAGAAGAUUUUGCAGAGUAUGGUAUUUUGGUAUAAGAUUUUAGUCACAAUGAACACUUAGAAGGGUGAUUGAAGCUUUCCUCUCUUAUUGCAUUUUUGACCAGUGUCCUAAUGCACUAUUAUCUUGUUUGACUGACAGUGUCGUAAGACAAGUUUUGUGGGGGGUGUUGAUGAUCGGGUAAGUCAGUUACCUGAUGACAUUCUUGCUGAUAUACUGUCUCGCCUGUCGCUCAAGGAAGCAGGACGCACUAGUGUUCUUUCGUCUCGUUGGAUGAACCUGUGGAAACACACCAACUCUCUCAAUUUUGACACUAAAAGAGAAUCACACAAGCAUUAUGCUCAGCGCAAGUUACUCAAAAGAGAUAGACGCAAGUACGUGAAAUGGGUGAACUCCGUUCUCCGAUCACACAAAUCGACCGUCUUAAAAGAAUUCAGAAUCCGUUUUCCUUUAAACGCAUCAGACAGAAAUACAAUCACUCAGUGGCUUGAAUUUGCAUUAUCAAGACAAGUUCAGAAGUUGGAGUUGGACAUUCAAAAUUAUUAUGAUCCAACCGAAGAGUAUUGUUUCCCCAAUGGGUUGCUGAUCCCAAGCAGUUGCAGAGCAUCUAAAUUGCAACCCCCUUCAGACAACAUUUGCAUAGAUCACCACCCUUGUAUGCUUUUCGACUUUAAGUCCCUCAAAGCUUUGUCUUUUAAAAGUGUCGGUGUGAGUGAUGGAGAUAUCAACUUCUUUCUGGAUAACUGCCCGCAGCUUGAACAAUUGAUUGUCAGUCAAUCGAAAAAGUUAUCAAAGCCUGAAAUUUGUGGUUCAUCCCUCAAGUUAAAACACUUGGAGUUAGUCAAUUGCUGCGGUUUGGAAUCCCUUAAAGUUUCCGCGCCAAGUCUUACUUCACUUCGGGUUACGAGUUUAGACGGGCUUUUACUUGAGAAUGUUCCAAUGCUAGUUGACGUAUCUAUUAGCUGUGAGGAUGGCAAUCUUUCAAUACAACAUUUAUUUUGUUUACUGUCUUGCUGCAUUUCUCAAUUGCAGACUCUUUGCUUAACGCUGAAGAGGAGAGAGGGUAGAGGAGAAAUAGACGAGCUUCCUAAAAUGCCUAAACUAAAGAAGUUGGUCGUCGUAUAUCGUGCAAGUGGUCAUGAAAAUCUUAAUAGACUAGCUGCUUUUAUAAGGGCAUCUCCGAACUUGGUGGAAUUUGAGUUACAGUUUAAAUGGUUUGAUGCACUUUCGAGGAGAGAUAGAGAAGUGAAAGAUGCUAUAAAGAUUCUCCACCGCCACCUCAAAGUUUUCAAGUUUUGUGGCUACUAUGGUGCUACCAAUGAUGUUGAAUUACUCAGCUACAUUUUAGGGAAUUGCGUUGUUCUUGAGAAAAUAAUAAUCGAUCCCUACUUUACAUGGUCUCGUGACAAAUUACAAGUGGAAGAAACUGCAAGGAAUAACGCCAAACAAAAGCUUGCACCACAAGUACCUCAACAUAUUGAAUUGGUUAUUCUAUAAAUUAAACCAUAUGAUGUAUUGUACUAAUUUUUAUACUUUUUAAUUUUAUUUAUUUAUGAGUUUAAACUGAAAAUAGUAAGUUCGAUUGUUGUAUUGUAGAGACACUUGGAAUAAUUUAUCGUUCUCACCAAAUGUUUCACGGUAAUCAACUCAUGAGAGAAGACUAAAUUAUGAAAAAAGUCUUGCCUUUUAGUGUGAUUU
Molecule: messenger RNA, 1986 nt
Organism: Erythranthe guttata (spotted monkey flower)
Lineage: Eukaryota; Viridiplantae; Streptophyta; Magnoliopsida; Lamiales; Phrymaceae
Product: F-box/LRR-repeat protein At3g26922
Molecular function (GO): protein binding
Source: RefSeq, a predicted model, not a curated record